AAGCUCACUCAAAACUAUAUAUAUCAUUCAAAAAUAGCCACAAAUCACUUGAAUGCGGGCUGCAAAAACAAUUUUGAUGUCUUGCAGCAAUCAUUUGUUUCGCAUUUAUUUAUCAUCAAAGCAUCCUCUGUGCAACCUUUGACCCCUCUUGUGUCUAAAUCAAAAUCAAUUAGGCGAGCUUGGUAGCAGUGCUGCUUUCAGAAGGGCGAUAAGUGCGCUUAUUUGGUUAAACACUCUCCAGCAGUCGGGUUAUUCAGUUCACACCCAACCUCUGGUUAGGAAACAAACAGCGCUUCUCUUUGCGUAGGAAAAAUGAGCGAGGUACUCAAGCCUGGUCAGCAAAUUCGCCCAAAUCUCAGCGUGGAGGAGGCACGAGAUCUGGUUGAAAAGUUGUAUGGAGUAAAAGUGGAGUCGAUAAAGGAGUUAGACGCUUAUGACGACAAAAAUUACCAUAUUCUCCUUAAAGAUGAAGCUCCACAAGGAAAUUUGCUGUCAAUUUGGCCUCAUGGCUAUGUGUUCAAAAUCCUCAACUCCAUGGAUUCCAAAAAAGUGUCUUACGUGGAGGCGCAGAACAAAAUGAUGCUGCAUUUGACAACAAAGAACAUCAGAUGCACCCAGCCAAUGCCAAACCUCAACGAGCAACUCUUAUCUGUAGAGGAAAUCAAUGGCGCUCACCACAUAGUGCGGCUCCUCCAAUUUGAACCUGGAAAAAUCCUGUAUGACAUCAAGAUAGACUCCGAGCUGUGCAUCCAGACAGGCAGCUUUCUGGCUGAAAUCAACACAGCCCUGGAAGACUUCCAAAACGCCGCCUACGAGAACCAUUCCACCAUCUGGGCUCUAGACUCGACUCCAAAGUUGGUGGACUUCCUUUUUGCAGUCACUGAUGAAGACAAGAAAAAAUUGGUUGCCGAUGUGAUUGCUGCUUUUAAUGACAGAGUCAUGCCUCUCAUCGAAACUCUUCCUAAAGGAAUGAUCCAUGGCGACUACAAUGAGCACAACAUUCUCGUGCGCAAGCAUUCAGAACAGUGGGUGUCGGACGGAUUGCUUGAUUUUGGCGACUCCCAGUACAACUGCUACCUUUUCGAGGUCGCCCUGGCCGCGUGCUACAUGAUGCUGCAGGCAAAAGAGAGCCUCACCCCCGUUCACGCAGGCACCCUUGUGGUGGCUGGGUACCACAAGCUGAGGCCACUGAGUGCCACUGAACUAGGUCUCAUGAGGGUUUGCAUCUGUGCCCGUUUGUGUCAGAGCUUGGUAAUGGGCCUCUAUUCGCACGCGCAGGAUCCAACCAACACCUACGUUCUGCAGACGGCAAAAUCAGGGUCUGGAUGGACCGUUUUGGAGAAAACAUGGCAAAUUUCAGAUGAAGAAUUCGCAAAAUCUCUGGAUCAGGCUUUUGAUGAAACAAAGCAAUAGAAGAAAACCAAUAAAGCUUGAAAAACUGUGGCAAUAAAUAUGUGAGUUGUACUGAGCAUUUAAAAACAAAUCGAUUAAAAUUUCGCGCUAUUUACAUUUGAAGUGUUAUCUUUAAUAAUAACUUGUGGAAUUUCUAGACA
Cloeon dipterum is the source of this 1553-nucleotide messenger RNA. Its product is annotated as hydroxylysine kinase. Lineage: Eukaryota; Metazoa; Arthropoda; Insecta; Ephemeroptera; Baetidae. The transcript has 5 exons. The record is from RefSeq and is a predicted model, not a curated record. The coding region runs from base 313 to 1413 and encodes 366 amino acids. Gene Ontology annotation, molecular function: amino acid kinase activity.